Molecule: messenger RNA, 1241 nt
Organism: Cyprinus carpio (common carp)
Lineage: Eukaryota; Metazoa; Chordata; Actinopteri; Cypriniformes; Cyprinidae
Product: transmembrane protein 51a
Source: RefSeq, a predicted model, not a curated record
AGGAACCGGUCUUUUAAAGGGUUAAUUCUGGUCUGCAGAGACAGGACGAUGUUCAUGUCUGUGAAACUCAGGCCAAACCGCUCUAAGAAAUUCAAGUUCAGUUUCUUAAGGAAUGUUACAAAAGCUCCGGUGUACAUAUACAUCAUUGGAUUAAAAGUGGUUUUAUCCAGCAUUUAAACGGGGUUGGUCUCCUAAACACAAGGAAGAACAUUUGUCUGGAGUGGGUCAGUGCUCCAAAAAAGACAGGAAAAAAUGAGAUAAGGUUUUUAGACAUUUUGACAGGCACAGGACGACAUACAACGUGUCCGUAGGAGAUUUGAGUCCACGGGAAGGUUUGGAAGCAUGUCCUACAGCGACCAGACUCCGCCCAGUCCCAGCAGGACCAGCGGCAGUAGCUCUGGGGCACAGUAUGCUACUGCCGCGCUGGGCGUGGGCCUCAUCGCUCUGGGGAUAGUCAUGAUUGUGUGGAGCGUGGUGCCAGCAGCGUCCGUAGGGAACAGCUCUAGACCCGGCAUGGAUCAAGGUCAAUCUCGAGAGACCUCAUCUGUGGCGUUCGUCUUAGUAGGGGGAGGAGUGGCACUUCUGCUGCUGUCUGUGUGUCUGAGCGUACGGAACAAACAGCGGGCGGCCAGGGAACAGGAAGCCGGCAAUACACCCGCAAACACACAGGAGGAGGGGGCUACGAUGGAGCAACUAGCUCAAAACCACAUGGUCCCCACUUAUGAGGAGGUGGUAAUGAGUGGCCAGUAUCCCAUCACUCAGUCCUCUGAGCGGCACAACAGCAUCACCCAGCUGCCAGCCUAUGACGAACUAGAGGAAGAUCAGCACACUGUGGUGGAUGGAUUCAGCCCAGCACGCAGACCUUCAUCCCAAAUCGACCCCAGCACUGGAGCGGGUGGCCGAAGAAACAGCCGUCCUGGGCGCAAGCUGAUUCCCCUUAAAAUUAGGCGCAUAAAAUCUGACAACCUUAGAAGGAAAAGCUUAAGUGAUAUCCAGCAGAAUAACGUGUUCACCAUCGAACCCCUCACACCGCCUCCACAGUAUGACGAUAAGGUCCCUCCACUUCCUACAACCACACAACAGUGAGGCGUGCUGGAGGUUUACACUUACAUUAACUGCGGUGUGAAGUCUGCUUACCUCUUUUACAAAGUACUACUGCACUGAACUCCAUAUUACUCCUCUGGACAGGAUGUGCCACUGUCAGCAGCACAAAGGAGGCAGUAGUGUAUAAAGGUGGAGAG